Monopterus albus (swamp eel) is the source of this 1142-nucleotide messenger RNA. It is a transcript of the gene lhfpl5b, whose product is annotated as LHFPL tetraspan subfamily member 5b. Bases 136 to 792 code for a protein of 218 amino acids. The record is from RefSeq and is a predicted model, not a curated record. Gene Ontology annotation, biological process: sensory perception of sound; detection of mechanical stimulus involved in sensory perception. Gene Ontology annotation, cellular component: plasma membrane. The transcript has 3 exons. Lineage: Eukaryota; Metazoa; Chordata; Actinopteri; Synbranchiformes; Synbranchidae.
UGCUGUCCAGGGUGCUGAAUCCUGACACACGUCUUUCAGUGCAGAGAAACCAGAGGAAGCGACAGAUGUGACCGCUGUGGUGUGUAUGAAGACUCGAAAGUUUAGUGCACGUUUGUCUUCUUUCUGCUCGGUAACAUGGACCUGCUUCCAGCCCAGGAGGCAGCUAAAAUCUACCACACCAACUAUGUGAGAAACUCCCGAGCCAUCGGAGUCAUGUGGGCUGUGUUCACCAUCUGCUUCUCCAUCAUCACCGUGGUGGUUUUCAUCCAGCCCUACUGGAUCGGGGACAGCGUGGACACCCCGCAGGCCGGCUACUUCGGCCUCUUCUACUACUGCAUCGGCAACGCGCUGACCUCGGAGCUCAUCUGUAAGGGCAGCCCGCUGGACUUCGGCUCCAUCCCUUCACCGGCCUUCAGGACUUCCAUGUUCUUCGUUGGGACCUCCGUGCUCCUGAUCGUAGCCACCAUGGUCUGUUUCAGCUUGUUCUAUUUCUGCAACGCCGGGAACGUCUACAGGAUUUGUGCAUGGAUGCAGCUGGCCUCAGCUGUGUUAAUGGUGAUGGGCUGCAUGAUCUACCCAGACGGCUGGGACUCCGCGGAGGUGAAGAGGAUGUGUGGCCAGAAGACAGAUAAGUACACCCUGGGGAACUGCACGAUACGCUGGGCCUACAUCCUGGCCAUCAUCAGCAUUCUGGAUGCCCUCCUACUGGCAUUUCUGUCCUUCACCCUUGGCAGCCGGCAGGACAAUCUGCUGCCCGAUGACUUCCAGGUGGAGGGAGCAGAAAACCCCUGAUGAACAUGCAGAAUGACAUGAUACUGAUGUACUUUGACUUCAUUCAGGCAUCUUGACACCUUAUGGUUCCCUAAGUUGUAAUUAAACAGAUUUGUAGUCCUUUACUGCUUCCAAAACCACAGUAUCCGACUGCACAUUUGUAAUUUUGCACUUCAUGUCAAAAUGUAAUAAACUCAGAGAAACCAGCUUGGCACAGUCACCUUGUAUUGUAUGAACAUCUGUUUUAUUGUAUGGUGUUGCAGUUGUGUAAAUCAACAGCUCACACAAAGUCUAUGUUCUUGAUGAGACAUAAAUGUAAAUUCUGUUUUCACCUAGGCUUCAACAGAUAUAUAGGUUAAAUGUGAUUUCAU